AUGUCGCAGCAAAAGGGCAAGCAGGGCAAGAAGCCCGCCAAGGCCGGCGAGGGCAAGCGCGAGGAUGUGCUCCAGGCUGUGGUCAUUGCCGACUCGUUCCAGGACAGGUUUCACCCGCUCACGAUCGACCAGCCGAGAUGCCUUCUACCCCUCGCCAACACGCCCCUCAUCGAGUACACCCUCGAGUUCCUGGCCAUGAACGGCGUCCAGGAGGUGCACAUAUACCCCGGAGCCCACGGCGAGCAGCUCGAGGACUACAUCAACCGCUCGCGCUGGUCCACCUCCUCCGACAAGAGCCCCUUUGCCAACCUCUCCUUCAUCCGCGUGUCCGAUGCCCGUUCCGUCGGCGACUUCCUCCGUGACCUCGACGGCCGCGGGUACAUUGACGGCGACUUUGUGCUGGUCCACGGCGACCUCGUGUCCAACAUUUCUCUCGAAAAGGCCUUGACGGGGCACAAGGCGCGGAAGGAGGCCUCGGCCACCAACAUCAUGACCGUUGUGCUGCGCUCCGGUGGUGACGACGAACACAGGACAAAGGCCAACGGCAUCACACCAACAUUUGUCAUCGACUCCAAGACGAGGAGAUGUCUUCACUACGACGAGUCGCACCCCCUCCAGAGCGACCACUACAUGACGCUCGAUCCGACCAUCAUUGACGAGCUGUCGGCCGAUUUCGAGGUCCGCUCCGACUUUAUCGACGCCCAGAUCGACAUUUGCACCCCCGAGGUGCUGGCGCUGUGGUCAGAGAGUUUCGACUACGAGCUGCCGAGGAGGAAUUUCCUGCACGGUGUGCUCAAGGACUGGGAGCUGAACGGAAAGGCCAUCUACGCCGACAUCUUGGAGGACGGCUACGCGGCGCGCGCCAGCAACCUGCAAAUGUACGAGGCCAUCAGCAGAGACGUCCUGGGCCGCUGGACCUUCCCAUUCAUCCCCGACUGCAACGUCCUGCCCGGACAGAGCUACCAGAUGCGCAAGCACGGCGUGUCGGCGGAAGACGGCGUCGAGUUUGCGCUGAGCAGCCGCGUGUCCAACGCCAUCUUUGGCAAGAACACCAUUGUCGGAUCAGGCAGCACAGUCAGCGGCAGCAUCAUCGGCAGGCGGUGCACCAUUGGCGUCAACGUGACCAUCGAGGACAGCCUCAUCUGGGACGAUGCCAUCAUCGCCGACGGCGCCGUCGUCAGGCGAUCGAUCCUCGGCCACUCGACCGUCGUCGGCAAGAAGGCCUCGGUCGGCGAAGGUUCCGUGCUCUCGUCCGAGGUGACGGUCAGCGACAACAUUCAGCUGCCCGAAAGCACAGUCAUCUCGUCGCUCGCCCACGACGGCAAGCCCGUCGACCCCGACACCAAGCUGCUGGGCCCGCGCGGCCGCGGCACCGCCUACGUCGACCCCGAAGCCGAAGACUUUGACGACGAAGACCCGGCCAUCCUCCAGCGCUCGCUGCUGUACAACCUCUCGGCGCUCUCCCUCAGCGCGUCGUCCCUCUCGACGCUCUCGUCCGACCUCGACUCGGCCUUUGGCGACGACGACUACAACACGUCGCUGUCGGCCGACGAGUCGCGCCAGCGCCUCUCGUCCUUCGCGUCAGACGACUCGGGCGGCGCCGGCGGCAGGUCGUCGUCGUCGGCGGCAGCGUCCUCCUUCCACCAGGACGCCGUGCACGGCCUCCUCGACGCGCUGCGCGACGACACGGGCGACUUUGACUCGGCCAAGCUCGAGUUCAUGGGCCUGCGCCUUGCGAACGACGCGUCGGACGUGUAG
Verticillium dahliae VdLs.17 is the source of this 1758-nucleotide messenger RNA. Its product is annotated as translation initiation factor eIF-2B subunit epsilon. The transcript is spliced from 3 exons. Lineage: Eukaryota; Fungi; Ascomycota; Sordariomycetes; Glomerellales; Plectosphaerellaceae. The record is from RefSeq and is a predicted model, not a curated record. Gene Ontology annotation, molecular function: translation initiation factor activity; guanyl-nucleotide exchange factor activity; translation initiation factor binding. The coding region runs from base 1 to 1758 and encodes 585 amino acids. Gene Ontology annotation, biological process: biosynthetic process. Gene Ontology annotation, cellular component: eukaryotic translation initiation factor 2B complex.